AUGAGGGUGUUUCACAUGUCUCUCUGCAGCCCUUCCGUCAUUGAGAACAGUUUGGCCCAACUCAUAUUCCUCCCCAACACGCAUGACACACUUCUUUUUACUAUUUUUACAGACCUGACCAAUGGGAGCUGCCAUAUUCCUCUGGAAACAGAUCAAGUCGGUUUAACCUACAUCUACAGCCUGGCCUUCUCUCUUGGUCUCCCGGCUAAUCUGCUUUCCCUCUGGGGACUGUACCAACUGGGUCGCUCGAGUGGAAGCAGCACCCAGCAGGUUUACAUCUUUAAUCUUUUGCUGUCAGAUCUUCUUCAGCUGCUCACCUUGCCUCUGUGGAUCCUGUACCUACAAAGGGGCCACCACUGGCCAUAUGGCUCUAUUACCUGUCAGUUGGUGGGCUACGUCUUCUAUGUAAACAUCUACGCAAGUGUAAUCUUCCUGUGUCUCAUCGCCCUGGACCGAUGUCUGGCCAUCGUCUACCCGCUAAGCAGCCGGAGUGUGAGAAAGGUCCGGUUGUCUGCAUUCUCCGGAGUUGUAGUUUGGACUCUCAUAUUUCUCUUCUGUCUAAUUGGUCUCUACCCAUCUGUGUUUGAACACAAGAUGGGCUUGUGUCUGGAGCAGUAUCCUGUCAGCCCAAGAUACGCCUACUUUAAGAUAGCCACAGUGGCACUGGGUUUUCUAAUGCCAUGCUCUAUACUAGGCUACACCUCUGCCAGAAUUGGGGUAACUCUACGCAACUCUCCCUCCAUCUCGGCCCAUGAGCGCCGCAAAAUUGUGGGCACCCUGACAGUCAUUACCAUCAUUUUUAUUAUGGUCUUCGGCCCCUAUCACAUGGUGGGAGGUUAUAGAUUUGUGGCACUGAUGAUAACUGAAGACCAGUGUACACUGGAACGCUCUAUCUACCUGUACUACAGGAUCUGCUAUGGACUAACCAGUCUUAAUACUCUGUUAGAUCCUCUCUUUUAUAUCUUUCUUUGUCAAAAUGCCCGUCUUGAACUGCAGAGGUCUCUCCCCUGCCUGCGCAACCAGGUCUGACAGCCAUGAUUUAAAUACAUUUAAAAGAUUAUCUGGGGUCAUCGGGUCAUUGCUGGUUCAUAAACAUGUUAUGUUCUGUCAUGGCUUAUCGGUUAUCUGUAAUGAGUGGCAUUUCAGACCUUCAGGACUAAGUGUAACUGGAUUAACAGGUAUGACACUUACAUAGGCUACAUGUUGUGUCACGUAGCCUACCUAGCCUAUAUGUUGUACUGUAUUGUUUCCCGUAACCGAUAUAGCCAAUAUUAAUUUCUGAAGUGAGAACCCUUUCUGGCAAGCACUACAACAAACACAAAGGCAGUGGGAAGGGUGAAAACUGUAAGUGAUUGCAAAGUUUACUUCACACUUCACACUGUAGCAUAUGUGAACUGCCCAGAUGCCUUGCACUUGAUAUGAAGUAUUAUUAUACAGAGGGCAUUGUAUUAAUGUUUCUGAUUUUCUUGAUGUGUAUUCUUUACAUAAGGACAUUACUAAAGAACAUUUGGUCGGUUCAAUCAAUGAGCUUAAUAUAACCAUGUUAAAGUAUAGCCAUUACAACAAACAUAAACAAUGAUAAUGUUAGAGCCACUUUUACAUUUGCUAUUGCGCUAAAUGAACUAAAAUAAGACUAAAUUAAUACCAUGACAUUUAUGUCAGAAACCAGACUUGCCGUAAACCUCACCAGGAUAAAGUGGUUAAUGAAAGUAAAAUGAAGUGAAAUGUAUUAUUUAUUUCACUAACUGCUUAAGCUUGGUCAGGGUUGCAGUCCGUCUGGCACCAAUCAGUGGAAACACACAUUUACAUCUCAGAGUAACUCGCACCUAAGAGAAAUUUAAUUUUGCACAUUGUUAGAAAGUUGGAGGAAAUCAGGGUAAAUAGAGCAAAUCAGUAGAAAAAAAAUACAAAAUCUUUUACAGACAAAACAGCAGUGAGGACUGAACACAGGACCUUAGAGAACAUGUUGCUCUGCAACUCUUUCUCAACCAGUUGUGCUGCCAUGCCAAGCCUUUUGUGUGUAACUGUCUAAUUACACAGAUAGUAAUUACAAAAUCCAUCUUCACAAAAUUAAGAUUUUGUAAAAUGCACCAGACAACAAUCUGUUACUUGUAUUUUCUGACCAGUGUACAAAUAAAUGACU
This is a messenger RNA of Trichomycterus rosablanca, 2143 nucleotides long. RefSeq names its product probable G-protein coupled receptor 132. Gene Ontology annotation, cellular component: membrane. Gene Ontology annotation, molecular function: G protein-coupled receptor activity. The record is from RefSeq and is a predicted model, not a curated record. Gene Ontology annotation, biological process: G protein-coupled receptor signaling pathway. The coding region runs from base 1 to 1029 and encodes 342 amino acids. NCBI's taxonomy places the organism in Eukaryota, Metazoa, Chordata, Actinopteri, Siluriformes, Trichomycteridae. The transcript is spliced from 3 exons.